CACGAGCAGAGGGCAAGUGCAUGGAUGACGUCCGUCCAACGUCCUACCAUCCAAGCUAGGUGCUCUAACUACCUACAUACACAGCUUUCCUUUUGUGAUACAUGGUAGCUAUGGAACUACCGUGGGCUAUCGAUACGACACGAUACAUACGAUACAUAACGGGAGACUGGGGGAGAAGGGCAGAUGGGCAGAAGGGGAGACAUUACGCAACGGUGCUUGGUGCUUGGUGCUUGGUGCUGGUGCUUGGGGCCCCGGGGGGGCCGCGAAUGCGAUACCGUAGAUGCCUGGUUAGCCCUUCCUUUCUUUCUUCCUUCCUUCCUUCGGAUGGAAGCUAGAGUACCUAGAGGAUGGUUUUUCGACGGUGGUUUCGCCCUGGAGUCGAGUCUUCAGGAUGAUGGAGCGUGGAGCACGGGCUCCACCUCCUCCUCUCUCGUUGGGUGGAUUCUGACAUCCUGUCGGUGCAUACGGUAGGGUGUACAGGAGCUGCUUACGACGACGACGGCGGC
Tricharina praecox is the source of this 506-nucleotide messenger RNA. RefSeq lists its product as uncharacterized. Lineage: Eukaryota; Fungi; Ascomycota; Pezizomycetes; Pezizales; Pyronemataceae. The transcript has a single exon. The record is from RefSeq and is a predicted model, not a curated record. The coding region runs from base 184 to 471 and encodes 95 amino acids.